AUGAUAGUCUGGGUUCAGUUCCCCGGUCUACCGGUGCAUUUCUAUCACAAGGAAUUGCUUUUCACUAUGGGCAAUCUCAUAGGUAGAUCCAUUAAGCUUGACUACCAUACACAACACCAACAGAGGGCAAAGUUCGCCCGGAUGGCCGUCGAGGUUGACCUAUCGAAACCGCUGGUGCCGAGGAUCAGAUUAGACGGUCGGUGGCAGCAAAUUGAAUAUGAAAACCUUCCUGUAGUCUGUUUUGAGUGUGGUAGGGUGGGUCAUACGAACGUCUCAUGCCAAUCCAGGGAACAAGGCGGGAGAGGGGAGUCUGUUCAGGGAGCUUUGGCACCGGCGGCGAUAGUGGCCGACGGGUCCUCGCCGGAGGCCAAUGCCGGCUUCGGGCCUUGGAUGGUGGUGACGCGCAAAUCACGGCGAAAUCUAAAAGACACCGCCACAAAUGGUAAGGCAGCGCAAGUCUUGGCGAUUACCAACGGGCAGAAGAAAGAUGAAGGAAGGAAAGAGAGCGGGACUUCCGGGAUGGCUCAACCUCAGAGCAUUGGGAAUUCGCUGCAGAAGCAACGGCAACAGACAGGGGAAUCUCAAGCAGCGAAAACUGAGGGGAAAGGCAAAGGAAAGUCGAAGGGGAAAGGGAAAGCGAUGGAAGCAGUAGGGUCAGCCGAAAAAGGGUUGCUGGGCCCAAAGCCCACUUCGGGGGAGGCAUCUUCGAGCGGGACAAGCAAUGGGCUCAAGACGGCGGCCCGGGCUUUUGAAUCCCAAUCCGAACGUUCCCAACAGGCUGUGAAGUCUGCGUGUGGGCUGACGGAGAUGGAAACGGGCCUGGCCCCUUCAUCCGGCCCGACGACCCAGACCAUUAACGGGGAAAAUGGCACUAAGAUCCGGAUUGUUGAGACGCAAGCGUAUCAACCACCUGCCCCUCGCGUGGCCGACCCGGACGUUCCAUCGGCGGUCUCCAGGACAAAUUCGAAGAAGGAGGGGCGCGGCAGUGGAACGAAGAGGACGGCGACACCCAAGAAAGGGACCGCGAUGCGCCACAAUCCGCUGAAGCCACUACAAAUCUGGUCCCCGGUGAAAGAGAAGAAGGGUCGAAAUAAAGAGAAGAGAGUCUCCCUAACUCUGCAACAAAUCAAGGAUUGGACGGAUGCGGCCAAACCGAAGACAGUGGCAGAACCUGAAACAAUGAACAGGGAAGCUGCGGAGGAGAUGGUGGCAAUUUCGAGUGGGCCAGUGAGCAAUCCGAACGUCCCUGCUCUCUAA
Messenger RNA from Linum tenue, 1257 nucleotides. The record is from the annotation of a GenBank genome assembly. Lineage: Eukaryota; Viridiplantae; Streptophyta; Magnoliopsida; Malpighiales; Linaceae.